Messenger RNA from Bipolaris zeicola 26-R-13, 1704 nucleotides. RefSeq lists its product as uncharacterized. The transcript is spliced from 2 exons. Bases 1 to 1704 code for a protein of 567 amino acids. Gene Ontology annotation, biological process: mitotic G2 DNA damage checkpoint signaling; protein phosphorylation. The record is from RefSeq and is a predicted model, not a curated record. Lineage: Eukaryota; Fungi; Ascomycota; Dothideomycetes; Pleosporales; Pleosporaceae. Gene Ontology annotation, cellular component: site of double-strand break; nucleus; cytoplasm. Gene Ontology annotation, molecular function: protein kinase activity; ATP binding.
AUGGGCCCCGCCCCGCCUGGAAGCCAGGCAGCCCCUCUACCCACAAAUCUACCCUUUCGUCUCGUGAGCAAGACCAUUGGACAAGGCGCAUACGCCUCGAUCCGCAAAGCCGUACCCCAUAAUGCCCCCAAACCCGUCAUCGCCAUCAAGUUCAUCAACAAAGAACAUGCCCUGCGCACCGGCCGCCUCACUCCGAAGCAGAUCAAGAUGGAAAUUGUAUUGCAUCAGCAUCUUGGUAAACACCAUAACAUUAUCCAUUGCCUGGGCUCCGGUGAGGAUGCACUUUGGACAUGGAUAGCCAUGGAACUGGCAGAGGGAGGCGACUUGUUUGACAAGAUCGAAGCAGACGAGGGCGUUGGUCAGGAUGUGGCACAUCUGUACUUCUCACAGCUUGUUAGUGCCGUCGCGUACAUGCAUAGCAUGGGCGUGGCACACAGAGACAUCAAGCCUGAGAAUGUGUUGCUGAGUGCCGAGGGAGACUUGAAGCUGAGUGAUUUUGGACUGGCAGCCCUGUUCAAGAAGGAUGGACAAAUACGGCUUUGCAAUACUGUUUGUGGUUCGCCACCCUAUAUUGCACCCGAAAUCGUCAGCGGGAGACGAAGCAAGAGGGCCGAUGUCUUGGACGUGGGAUACGAGGCCAAUAUGUGCGACAUUUGGAGUUGCGGUGUUGUACUGUUCGUUCUUCUUGUCGGAAAUACGCCAUGGGAUGAACCCACGAUGCGAUCGGAAGAGUUUAGGGAAUACGUCGACACUGGAGGCCAUACGACUGAUGAGCUGUGGGCUAAGCUUCCGCCUGAUAUUGUCAGCUUGCUUCGAGGCAUGCUCAAGGUCGAUCCAAAACAACGCUUUACCCUGGACGAAGUGCGUACACAUCCUUGGUUCACACGCAAGAACCCAUACUUGACGCCUUCGGGACGGAACGCCAACCCAAUUGGUCUGGCGACACAAAUGCUUUCCCAUCUACGCAUCGAUUUCACGCGACCACCCACCCAAUCCCAACGCGGAUUCUCGCAGGACGACGGCGAUGCAAUGGACAUUGACACAGACGACGAUCCCCGUCGUUCCAGCGCCAUCCAUAUUCUCUCCUCCACCCAACCCGAAACCCCCUCCGGCGACACACCGUUUGACUGGGAACGCCCACCACGCCUCGCAACUCACGACGGCAUGUCUGCCUCGCAACCCACCACAACCGGCCACGCAGCCAUAUACCACCCGGAAAUAAGCUCGACACCCUUCCUCUCGCAACUCCCAUCUUCAACUCAAGACGCCCUAUCUCAAGACCCCAGCAUGACCCAAUUCAGCUCUCAACCCGGCGUGCCCCUAACCUUCACGCAAGCCGCCCGCAAAUUUGCCGACAUCCUCCCUUCCUACUCCAUGGCCCGCUUCAUAUCCCCUCGUCCCUUGUCGCUUCUCCUCCCCUUACUCCUCGCGUCUUUGAACCGUCUCGGCGUCCCAGCUCCGUCCUUUUCCGCCCUUCAAAUCGAAGAAGCAGAGCAGCUCGGCAGCGCAAGUAUACGAGUCAAAAUGGCGGAUGGACGGCGUCAGGGACUCAAUGGGCAUGUGGUGGUUGAGAAGGCCGUGUAUGAGGGCGCGUGGUAUUGGGAGGUCAGGUUUGUCAAGGCGAGUGGGGAUCCGCUAGAGUGGAGGCGGUUCUUCAAGAAUGUGGUGCUCUGUGUCGGGGAUGUGGUAUUACGGCCGAAUUAG